Molecule: messenger RNA, 2267 nt
Organism: Carcharodon carcharias (great white shark)
Lineage: Eukaryota; Metazoa; Chordata; Chondrichthyes; Lamniformes; Lamnidae
Product: interleukin-18 receptor 1-like
Exons: 13
Coding region: 255-1976 (573 amino acids)
Biological process (GO): signal transduction
Molecular function (GO): interleukin-1 receptor activity
Source: RefSeq, a predicted model, not a curated record
CCUCUAACUAAACAUUCGCGGAACUUCAAAGCUUCCACAAAGCUCGAGUGUGGAUUUGUCCUCGCAAAACCGGUUUACAUAAACCGCAGCAGGAAAACGGGUGCUGAUCUGGUGGGUACAUGCUUCCCCGUUUCUCAUCUGGGUUCUGAGAAGUCAGUCUGAAAACUACAAGUCGGUGCUCGAGGACACGGCUGCCUUUCGGCUAAAUUACACCAAACUACCACAUUUUCUUCAUUACAAGAUCUGGCCACUAUAUGAAGAGUCACAGAAUGUUCUGGAUGCUUUUGUUAAUAUUCACCAUAUCUGAAAUGAUUAAUGGAUGUAGUACCAAAGGAAAUCAGAUUGACAGAUGUCCUCGAGGUGACUGUAAGACAUUUGCCCUUGAAGGGGAGCAUGCCCGUUUAAGUUGUGGACUGUGUAAUGCAUCUACUCCUCUUGCCAUGAGUGACCUUGAAACACAUGGAUUUACAAUUACUUGGUUUAAGGUCAUUCACGAAAAUGGCCUUGUGGAACCUUUAGGCAAAACAGGCAGAAUUGUUGUUGAAGGACUCACACUAGGAUUUUGGCCUGCAAUUGUCAAUGACAAUGGAGGAUAUUUUUGUUCUCUCUUCAAUGGAACUCACAAUAUUACAGGUCCAGACGAGAAUUUGGAUGUUACACCAAUCAAUGAAGGAUGUUACAGUGAAGAAAUAACAUAUGAUCGUAAUGGAGUAAUUGGAUCAUCUAUUGAGUUGUAUUGUCCAUGCAUGGAAAAGUACAAGAAUAAUAUAGAAGAUUUGAAAUGGUAUAAGGAUUGUCAGGAGAAUAUUCACACAGGAUCAUCACUUGUGAUUAACAUUCAAGGAAAAGAAAAUGCUGGAUAUUACACUUGUAAACUUACAUUUGAACAUUUUGGAGUACAGUAUGAUGUUACAAGGACAUUAUCGUUGAUGCUAAAAGAACUUCCUGUUGAACCAAAGUUAAUUUACCCAUAUCAAGAACGUAUUGAAGUUGUUCUAGGCGAAAAUAGAACAGUUAAUUGCACAGCUGUUCUUGGCAUUGAAAAGGAGCUGAUGUCGCUAAAUUGGAAUCUUGGUAAUUCCUCUGUGACUAGAUGUAACCAAACUCAGUCUGUGUGUAAAGAUUCUAUGAGAGAGGAAACUAAAGACAACAGAAUAUAUAUUAAACGUCCGUUGGUAUUUACUCAAAUUAAAGAAGAGCAUCUGAAUCAAACCUUUAUCUGUGUUUUACAAACUUCCAAACACACGAUUUCUGGAUACAUCAUUCUCCAGAAAAAAGGCAAGAGUGAUGUUCAUGGAGUUGUUCGAUUACUAAUUUUCAUUAUUGUUGUGCUCAUCAUUAUGGCAAUUGUAUGUGUACGUUUCAAUGUAGAAAUUGCCCUUUGCUUCAGGAAUCUCACUGGUAAAGAUGAAACUCUCGAAGACGGUAAGGAAUAUGAUGCCUACGUGUUGCUCCUUAUGAGUAAUGAAACCCUCCUCAGUGCUGAGGAAGAACAACAAUUUACUUUAGAAUUGUUACCUGCAAUUCUAGAAAAACAAUUUGGUUACCGACUCUGUAUACUUGAACGUGAUGUUCCUCCAGGAGGUUCUGCAGAUGACAUACUUUUUUAUAUAAACAAAUGCCGAAGAUUGAUUAUAAUACUCAGUAAAGAAUGUGUAGAAGAUGAGUACAGCUACGCGUAUGAACUUAUGACUGGACUGCAUCAAGUAUUAGUUGAAAGAAAAAUAAAACCAAUUCUUAUUGAACUUAAACCUAUAAAAAGCACUGAGUUACUACCAGAGUCACUUAAACUUGUUCUGAAGUCAAAAAGAACUGUGAAAUGGAAAGGAAAUAAAUCGGUCUUCAAGCAUUCAUAUUUCUGGAAGAAGGUGCGAUACUUGAUGCCAGCAAAUGGUGGCCAACGAACAAAAAAUUUACAACGGUUCUGUGAAACAAAGUCUGACUCAAACAUGCCUCUAUCACGUACCAUGAACUAACCACUGAAGAUAGCAUCAAACUGAAGAAGCCUUUCACUUGUAAUUCUGGUAGAUGCCUGAAUAACCUUGGAAUAGCAUGCAGUGUCUGCUGUCUGAUAUAUGUACAGUUACACUUAACCUGACGUUUUAAUUUGUUAUAACUUUGUGAAUCACAAAAUGCUGAUCUGAAUUCUCCUAUCUCUAAAAUGUUUCAGUGACCUCGCUGCAAAAGGGGAACAUAUGCCGAUUGCAUUCAGUGGGCACCACACACACACAUCGUAGAAAAUUUAACUCCUGCCAGAAAUGAGCAUG